CCGAUAUUUAUGCGGAGAGCACGAUCCCGCGAAACACUGCCCGCAUCGUCUGAAAGCAAGUGAACUUGUAUGCGAUCCUCUCUUUACAAGCGACUGCUUUUGAUUAGACCGUGAGAGGAUCCGUCACGCCGAUACAAAACUUUCUUGCCCUUCAUUUUCCUUAGUAACAAUUCCAAAAUGGCAGGAAGGCAAGCACUGGUUGUGCCUGCGCUGAAGAAGCACUCGGCCACAGUGAUCAUGGCACAUGGUUUGGGUGACAGUGGUGCGGGCUGGGUUUCUCUUGCCGAGAGUUGGCGACGACGGGGCAAGUUUGAAGAUGUCAAAUUCGUCUUUCCCAAUGCACCGAACAUCCCUAUCACGGUGAAUAUGGGUAUGAGCAUGCCCGGUUGGUAUGAUAUCACAGAAUUCUCCGACCUGAAUCAGCAGCAAGAUGAGCCAGGCAUCCUCCGCAGCCGAGUUACCUUUAACAAACUCAUCGCCGACGAGAUCGAAGCUGGCAUCCCGUCGAAUCGGAUCAUACUUGGCGGUUUCUCGCAGGGCGGUGCAAUGUCCAUAUUCACAGGUGUCACAACAACGCACAAGCUAGGAGGCGUUUUCGGACUAUCCUGCUACCUGGUAUUGGCGGGCAAGAUCAAAGAGUUUGCAAAAGAGGCCAGUGAUGUGAACAAGGACACACCUUUCUUCAUGGGUCACGGUGAUAGUGACGAAGUGGUCAAGUACAAAUGGGGACAACAGACUGCCGAGUUUCUAAGGAAGGAGUUGGGGCACAAAGUAGAUUUCAAGACAUAUCGAGGACUCCCUCACUCCGCAGAUCCACAAGAGAUUGACGACUUGGAACAAUUUAUCAAGGAAUGUUUACCAGUCAACGAGUCUCUCUGACUAGACGGGCAUCAGGAGGCCAAACCUGAUGAGAGCUGGAUCUCAUCGACGAUUUUAGUGUUGUUGACAGUUCUUGCCAUGGCCGGCUUGGUUAGAUGGCGGCGUCGAGCGCAGAAAGCGAGGAGAUCAUAGACCAUCUGUUUAAAUGCGCAUGAGGGAGAACAGUUCAAGGUCUUGAAACUUAUUGCAUUGGGCAGCAAUUUUUUUCGCCUUCACAUUAUCAUCAUAUCUAAGCAGAACCCUCCUUGCGCUGACCACAGUAGAAACCCAAGCCGUACGAGUUGGUAGUGAAGGUGAUUUUGCUGCCCUUGGGGAAAUAAAAGACGUCACCAGCGAC
Exophiala oligosperma is the source of this 1216-nucleotide messenger RNA. RefSeq lists its product as uncharacterized. Gene Ontology annotation, molecular function: carboxylic ester hydrolase activity; palmitoyl-(protein) hydrolase activity. Bases 178 to 879 code for a protein of 233 amino acids. The record is from RefSeq and is a predicted model, not a curated record. Gene Ontology annotation, cellular component: cytoplasm. The transcript is spliced from 6 exons. NCBI's taxonomy places the organism in Eukaryota, Fungi, Ascomycota, Eurotiomycetes, Chaetothyriales, Herpotrichiellaceae. Gene Ontology annotation, biological process: protein depalmitoylation.